AUGUCGACCAGCGCUGAUAAUACGAGCAAUAGCAAUGCUUACCGGAUCCCGCUCCUGAAGGAAGACAAUUGGCUCCCGUGGAAGCGCCGCGUCGAGGCCAUCCUUAAUGAUAAGGGUCUCCAGGAGUAUGUGACCGGAAAGACACCGAAGCCACAGCCGAGUAAUGACCCAGCCAAUAGGGCAGCGAGAGAGGCGGAGAUUAGCGCCUGGGGAGAGAAGGACCUCAAGGCCCAGAACGUAAUUGCGCUAUCGCUGGGAGAUUCCCAGAUGGUGCACAUCGCUGGAGCCGAGACGGCACGGGCCAUGUGGGAGCAGCUUCGCACAGUCAAGGAACAGUGUGGACAGCAUGGAAUUCUCGCGCUGUGCCGGCGUUUUUACCGGAUGCAAGCCAAGAAAGAAGAUAAUAUCUCCAGUCACAUUACACAGCUACGACAGAUCCAGGAACAACUCCACCUAAUGGGGAAGGUUGUUUCUGACGAAGAUUUCCGGCUCAUUCUGGCUACCUCAUUACCGGAGAGCUGGGACUCUUUCCUCAGCUCUUACUUUGGCGCCGUGGGUGGCAAUGUUGGCGCCGAAGGUGCUGACAACGUGCGCCCUCAGCUUACAUCACAAGAAUUGAUUGCCAUCAUUCUUGAUGAAAAUAGGCGAAGGCACGAGCGUGGCGAGCGCGGUCAAUCCUCGGACCAAGCCAUGGUUGCCAAAGGAAAGAAGCGCCCCUUUGGGGAAUACAAAAAAUGUUCGAUCUGCGGAAAGCCGGGACAUCUUGGUAACGAGUGUCGGCACCGCGACAAGGUCAAAUGUAUGAAUUGCGGAAAAUUCGGGCAUAAGGCCACGGAUUGUUGGGCUAAAGGCGGCGGCAAAGCCGGACAGGGCUCGCCGAUGAAACGGCAAAAGACGGAACGUGCUUACGAAGCGCGCGAGGUCGAAUCGAAAGAGGAUGAGGCAAAAAUAGCCUACGAUAAUGAUAGCGACACUGUAUCUCUCGGAUCUGAUGGCGAAAUCGCUUCUUUCUAUGAGUGGUUUGCCGACUCCGGGACAACUUCGCACAUUACAAAUCGUCGUGAAGUCUUCGCGACCUAUCAGGCGCUCGAAGAUCACACGAUCACGGGCAUCGGACCGCAACCAACGCAGGCAUUGGGCCGCGGUACGGUCGAUGUCGAAAGUAAAGUAGGAGACCGGAAAGUGAAAUUCCGUCUCCACAGUGUACUGUAUGCGCCGACAGCACCCAAUAGCCUCCUCUCCAUCACGCGUUUGGACGAUGCGGGAGGAAGAGUACUUAUGGAGCAGUACCGCGAGCACCUCCCAUCCCAAGCGGAGUGGAGCACAGAACGAAACGCACAUUUCAUAGGAGGAAGGCCUGUAUUCAUCAGGCCAGACAAUCACAACUUCGACUACUCCCCAGAGGAAUUUGAAAGGACACUUCCCCAUAAUCUUGGUGGAAUAGUGCUCCAGCACAUCGCAGACAGCGGUAUAACGACCUCCUAUCCAGGAGAAAGACCAGACGCCCCUUGGAACCCCCCUGCCCAGAAUCCUGUACCCCAACCGACUCUUGCACCAAUCGUACCCGAUUACAUACCACCGAUGGCUACAGUUACCAUGGAUGAAGGACGUCACCAUGCUAGCCAGAAGGAACUUGGUUUUAGAAAACCCGAGAUCUUCAACGGUUCGGACCGUUCGAAGCUUAGGGAAUUUAUAAACCAAUGCAAGAACUACAUGGCCGGAAAUAGCCAUGUCUACCAGGAGGACAAUCAGAAGAUCGCAUUCGUGCUAUCGCACAUGCAAGGAGGAACAGCAGGAUCAUGGGCACAGAGCUUCAUAGAAACGGAACUCACCAAUGAUGACUUCCUUUCUUAUGGGAGUUGGAGAGACUUCAUUGCAAGUGUGAACAAAGCAUUUGGCGAUGAAAAUAUUGAAGAAACCGCUCGUACCUUGCUGCGUAACAUCAAGCAAGGAACUCGUACUGCGGACGACUACAUUGCUGAAUUCCGAUCGCUUGAAUCCAAGGCGAAACUAGAAGAUGCCGGAAAUAUCGAGUAUUUCAAGUGGGGACUUAACGACCCACUCCGACAAAGGAUAUAUGGGAUGGAAAGCAUGCCCAAGACACUUGACAAGUGGUACGAAUACGUCUCGCGGUUUGAUAACCAAUGGAGAUCUGCUCAGAUCUUCAAGCGAGGAGCCACUACGACGACGCGAGGAAAGGGCCGAUCUGUCCAUCGUCCCUACUACUCGGCUUCUGCAAAGGAUCCAAACGCGAUGGAUGUUGAUCGCGUCAAUAUCUCGCGCUUAUCCCCAGAUGAGCGACAGAAGAGAAUGAAAGAAGGAUUAUGUUUCCUAUGCGGAAAGAAGGGCCAUAUAGCCAACGACAGACAAUUUCACCCCCAGUCUGGAAGUUUCACCCGUGCUAGAACGAUACAGCCCGGGUUAGACACAGACACGAUCACAUGGAUCAAGAAGAUGCGAGAAGGCCUCGCACAGAAGAAGGAGACGUUGAAGGAAGAAACCAGAGAGGAACAGAUCGCCUAUGUGCGAAAUGUCUUCAACGACAUGACCGAUGAAGAACGAACCCAAUUGGCCGAGACGUUCAUGAACAUUCGUUUUGCGGAAGAAAACGAUUUCAUCAGAUGGGAAUUACCGAAACCGAUUACAGUCAUGAAUGCAGAUGGCACACCAAAUCAAAUGGGUACCAUUACUCAUUGCACCUGGAAGAUGAUGAAAAUCGGAGGAAGGAAGACGCUUACUCGCUUCCUCUUGACCGGCAUUGGCAAAGAAAACAUACUUCUCGGCAUGCCGUGGCUUAAACGCCUCAAUCCGAUGAUCAACUGGGAAACCGGUGACUUUUGGUUUGGUAAAGAGGCCAAAUGGCCACCGAAACCCACCGUCGAAGACGCACCAGAUAAAGAAGUUUCGAUUUUCAAGGAAGAUGAACUCCCAGAGCUAAUCACCACCGAAACUUCCCCUACCUCGUUUGGGCAUUCAGAAUCUAUCAGAGAAAUCAUGACCGAUAACACUGAGCGUGGCGAGUUACCCGCAGUGCGGAAUGAUACCGAACUAGAUGACCUACCAUCAGAAUCCCCUAUGGAUCAGCUCGAUGACGACGAUCUAGUUAUAUCCUAUAUCGCAGGAGAGCCAGUCAUUGGGAUAUUUGAACCCAUCAGGAAGGAGUCACUUUUGACGAAUGAAGAGACUGAAACCGCAGUCUUCACCAUACGAAGAGGCCCUGCCAUUGGAAGAAUGACACACAGUACUCGAUCCCCAUUAUUCUGUAAUGCACAGAAUACGGUCUUUUACAAACCAUCCGGUAAAUCACAAGAAUUGGCACAACAGGCACACAAAGAAGCAUCAGCUGUAGACAAACCCAAAACCGUCGAGGAGUUGGUCCCCAACUACCUCCAUGAUUUGAAGUCCGUCUUUGAAAAGAAAGCAGCUGAACGCUUUCCAGAAACCAGGCCUUGGGACCACGCCAUUGACUUGAAACCCGAUUUUAUUCCACGCGACUGUAAAGUCUAUCUGUUAUCGCUCAAAGAACAAGGAGCGAUGGAUGACUUCCUGGAAGAAAAUCUGCGAAAAGGAUACAUCCGACCGUCGAAAUCUCCCAUGGCUUCACCAUUUUUCUUCGUAGGAAAGAAAGACGGAGCACUACGUCCUUGUCAGGAUUACCGAUACCUGAAUGAAGGGACGGUGAAGAACGCCUAUCCUCUUCCGCUCAUCUCUGACCUUAUGGAUCAAUUCAAAGGCGCAUCGAUCUUUACGAAAAUGGAUUUACGCUCCGGAUAUAACAAUGUCAGAAUCAAAGAUGGUGACCAAUGGAAGGGCGCAUUUAAGACAAAUCGCAGACUUUUUGAACCUAUGGUCAUGUUCUUUAGACUCUGCAACUCCCCGGCGACUUUCCAAAUGAUGAUGAACGCACUCUUCAAGGACAUGAUCGAUGAGGGAUGGAUAGUCAUUUACAUGGAUGAUAUCCUCAUCUUCUCAAACGAUUUGGAAGAACAUCACAUUCGAACCCGACACGUACUCCAACGACUCGAAGACAACGACUUAUUCCUUAAACCGGAAAAGUGUUUCUUUGAUGUUAAAGAAGUCGAAUUCCUAGGCAUGAUCAUUCGAGAAAACUACAUUGGCAUGGACCCUAUCAAACUUAAAGGAAUUGCAGAAUGGCCUGAACCAAGCACGGUAAAAGGUGUUCGCUCUUUCCUAGGGUUUGGAAACUUCUAUCGGAAGUUUAUUGCCAACUUCUCGGAUAUUGCCAAACCAUUGACAAAUCUUACGCGCACUGCCGCUGGAUCUCCACCUUUUGAAUGGACGACAGAAUGUCAGACAGCUUUCGACACGUUAAAACAACGAUUCAGUACCGCCCCAGUACUGUUACUGCCUGACAAGGCAAAACCCUUUAUUGUUGAAUCCGACGCUUCCAAGUUUGCUACGGGUGCAGUUUUACGCCAAGCCGACAUCAAUGGAGACCUCCAUCCUUGUGCCUACAUUUCACAGACACUCAACCCAGCUGAACGGAACUACGAAAUCUACGACCGCGAACUCCUCGGAAUCAUUCGAGCCCUCGCUGAAUGGCGCCAUUAUCUUGAAGGCUCUCCCCAUCCCGUCGAAGUUCGCAGUGAUCACAAGAACCUCACGUACUUCCGUACAGCUCAGAAGUUAAACCGCCGACAAGCACGAUGGAGUCUCAAAUUAUCACAAUUUGAUCUUCACCUCGUUCAUGUCCCCGGCACUCAGAUGAUCCAAUCUGAUGCACUAUCUCGUCGUAACGGACUCGAUGACAGUGAAAGUGACAAUGAAGAUUGCGUUCUUUUACCCAAUGCACUGUUUGUGCGAUCCAUUUCCCCGACAUUAUUUGACGAAAUCAGGAAUCACGCAGCAAAAGACCUCAUUGUUCACGAAGCCCUCGAAGCGAUUGCGCACAAAGGGCCAUUCCCCAUGAAAUCAUCGCUUUCUGACUGGGAAGUUCGCGAUGGUGUCAUCCUCUACAAGGGAAAGAUCUACGUUCCACCAUCUGAAACUCUUCGUCGUGACCUCGUUCGACUACAUCACGACUCCCCUGCCAUGGGUCACCCUGGAAAGUUCAACACUCUUGAACUGUUACGUCGUGAAUUCUGGUGGCCCGGCAUGUAUACAUUUGUCUACAAUUAUGUUGAAGGCUGUGCCGCCUGUCAACAAAUGAAACCGAACACUCAUCCAACGCGUAUUCCUUUGGAACCAAUUCCCGCCGACCCACACGCAUUACCAUUUUCCUGUUGCACCACCGAUUUUAUUACCGACCUUCCCAUUUCCAAUGGUUUUGAUUCAAUUAUGGUCGUAGUAGACCAUGACCUUACGAAGGGGGUGAUUCUUACGCCCUGCCUCAAAACGAUCACAGCCGAAGGAACAGCCAAGAUUUUUCAUAACAAAGUAUACUCGCGAUUUGGAUUACCCGACCGAAUCAUCUCGGAUAGAGGACCUCAAUACGCAUCCAAGGUCUUCCAAGAGUUAAAUCGACUACUCCAGAUCAGAUCAUCAAUGAGCACAGCUUAUCACCCUCAGACGGACGGAGAAACAGAGCGAGUCAACCAGGAGCUGGAAAUCUAUCUUCGACUCUAUUGCGGAAACAACCCUGAAACAUGGGCCGACCGCCUGCCAGACCUCGAGUUUUGUCAUAACACAAGGGAACACUCAGCACGGAAGAUGAGCCCAUUCCGCAUCAUGAUGGGAUACGAACCACGUGGACUCCCUUCCGUAUUUCCGACCACGAACAUUCCAUCGGUUGAAUCCAGGCUUGACAUGUUGCAGAAGAUAAGACUAGAAGCACUAGCCAUGCACGAGUUAGCCCGACAACAGAUGGCGGACCGAGUCAGACAAGGAUCGCCGAAGUUUACACUAGGACAGAAGGUCUGGCUAGACUCGAGGAACCUGAAGGUCAAUUAUGCCUCGCGCAAGAUAGCACCAAAGCGUGAGGGGCCAUUCGAAAUUGUCGAAGUCAUUGGACCGGCCAACUAUCGUCUCAAACUCCCGAAGACCUGGCGAGUUCAUUCCGUAUUCCACGCCGCCCUUCUAUCUCCUUAUCGCGAAAACGACAUACAUGGUCCGAAUUACAUGAACCCACCACCUGAUGUCGUUGAUAACGAGGAAGAGUACGAAGUCGAAGCCAUCCUGAAUCACAAGACGUACCGAGGUCAUCUGAGAUCGCCUACUCAGGCGUUAAAUGGGGCAACUCCCGAAGAAAAAUGGAAUGGGACGAAACCAAAUAUCUCGUACCUACAAGAAUUCGGUUCCCCCGUAUGGGUCCUCACGGAGGACGCAACACUAUCAAAGCUAGCGCCCCGUGCCAACAAGUAUAUUUUUGUUGGAUACAUGGACGGACCCAAAGCCAUCAAAUAUUAUGAUGCACAUACGCGCCAGAUUAAAAUCUCGCGUAAUUUCCAAUUUUCUUCGAAUUCCCCGGACCAUUUGCCCGGCAACGCGCCUCACGUGCCACAAGAGCAAAUAGGAUCCGACGUACCUAUCCUCACAGCACAGCGUGAGGGGGAGCAAAAUAUAUUUCCGGGCACUUUACCUAGCAAUGCGUCAGACGUGCCGCAUGCGGAAAGAAGACCCGAAGUCCCAAACCUCACAACGACUGCAGACGUGCGGCGCGAGGGGGAGUUAGGAACUUCCGCGCCACAGUCACCUGCCAAAAAUCCGCGAAAGCGCAGACAGGAUGAUGAUCCUGAUCAACGCAAGGAAAGCGGGACGGACGCACCAAGCCAGCCCAGACGAACCAGAAGAAAGACAGUUCGGCAUGAUUACCGUCUAAUGCACGACCCAGAGGCAGACGAAGAUCUGGAUAAUGAUCCAGAUAAAUCAAAUGCCGAAUUAGUCUAUAUUGCGAUGAGCGCCCACGGAAAUGCGGAUGCGGAUGAGCCAAAGACGCUCAGUGAUGCCAAGAGAUCACUCGAGUGGCCCAAAUGGGAACAGGCAGUCCAGACGGAACUCAAUCAACUACAGGGUAUGGAGACUUGGGAGUUAGUGGAACCUCCCGAAGAUCGAAAACCCGUAGGAAAUAAAUGGGUUCUAGUUAAGAAAACAAACAAAGAGGGUGAAAUAAUCAAAUACAAAGCCCGCCUGGUUGCGAAGGGAUAUUCUCAAAUCCCAGGCAUGGACUAUACCGAGACGUUCGCGCCCGUAGUCCGCCUCGAAACCAUUCGAGCUAUCCUCGGGCUAGCCGCAAUCUUAGAUUGGGAGAUCGGACAGAUGGACGUGAAAGGCGCCUAUCUCAAUGGAACUCUCAAAGAAGAAGUGUAUAUGCGGCAACCCGAAGGAUACAGCGAUGGAACAUACCGCGUAUGUAAAUUAAAGAAAACCCUCUAUGGGCUAAAGCAGUCUGGCCAAGAAUGGAAUAUCGUGCUGAACCGCAAGUUACUAGACGCGGGAUUCAAGCGCCUAUUCUCGGAUCCAUGUGCGUACAUUCGGAUCAAAGGUGAUAAGAUAGAAAUCGUCACCGUUUGGGUAGACGACCUAUUAAUAUUCACCAAUGAUUGCGCACUGAUGGACCAAUUGAAGAGGGAACUCCGAAAUAUGUUCGAAGUUACCGACCUUGGCGAACCCCGAAAAAUUGUGGGGAUAGAAAUUGAGAGAGACCGUUCAAAGCGGACAAUCAAAAUCUCUCAGACAAAAUAUAUUGAGUCUAUCCUACACAAGAAUGGGCUUACGAACGCCAACACGGUCGGGAUGCCUCUUGAUCCAAAUACAGUGCUUGAAAAAGAAGAACCCGAAACUGAUGACGAAUGCGACCGAGACAACGGAUAUGCAUCGCUCGUCGGAUCACUGAUGUACGCGGCAAUUGCCACGAGACCAGACAUUGCUCACGCCGUGCAACGGCUUAGCUCAUUUACUGCCAAUCCCGGAAUGGCUCAUUGGACUGCUGCUAAACGCGUCCUCCGCUAUCUAUCCGGAACGCGAGAACUUGGAAUAAUCUACGGGCCAAUUGCAGAUGUCAAGCCCGAAGAUCAAUCCAUAUUUGUGGGCUACUCAGAUGCAGACUAUGCGAACGAUAUCCGAGAUCGCAAAUCAAUCUCGGAAUAUUUAUUUAAAUUAGGAAAUGGCACGAUCACGUGGAGCUCAAAGAAGCAAACCACGGUCGCGUCAUCCACCACGGAAGCCGAAUACAUGGCAUCCGCAGAAGCGGCAAAAGAAGCCGUGUGGCUCCGAACACUAUUCAAAGAAAUAGGUUUCGAGCAACAAGAUCCUACAAUUUUAUUCGAGGAUAAUACAGCGGCGAUCUCAAUCGCACGUGAUCCCCAAUUCCACGCGAAAUCAAAACAUUUUGAUGUAAAGCAUCAUUAUGUGCGCGAAAAAUUGAGGGAUAAAUAUAUUGAUAUCCACUACUGUCCCACGGAGGACAUGAUAGCGGAUAUCCUAACAAAAUCACUCCCUAAGCCGAGGCACGAGAAGCUCACAAAGAAGCUCGGAAUGCCCAUCGGCUUGAGGGGGAGUGUUGGAAAGUAG
Molecule: messenger RNA, 8469 nt
Organism: Sparassis crispa
Lineage: Eukaryota; Fungi; Basidiomycota; Agaricomycetes; Polyporales; Sparassidaceae
Exons: 4
Coding region: 1-8469 (2822 amino acids)
Biological process (GO): DNA integration
Molecular function (GO): nucleic acid binding; zinc ion binding
Source: RefSeq, a predicted model, not a curated record